Messenger RNA from Lactuca virosa, 276 nucleotides. The record is from the annotation of a GenBank genome assembly. NCBI's taxonomy places the organism in Eukaryota, Viridiplantae, Streptophyta, Magnoliopsida, Asterales, Asteraceae.
AUGGCAGUUCUAAACGUUUUAUCGACUCAUGCCACUGAUGAGGAGUACAUCGGUAAAACUGCAGAGGGUCCAUUUGAGGCGGAGCCAGCUAUAAAGGUCGCAUAUGAAGAGUUUCGUGAAAGGAUUAAUGAGAUGGAACGCACCAUAGAGAAAAAUAAUGCCAAUCGCAAUUUAAGAAACCGAAGUGGUGCAGGGUUGGUUCCAUACAAGCUUCUCAAGCCUUCUUCGGCACCUAGUCCUACCGGAGAAGGUGUUCCAAACAGCAUCUCCAUCUAG